This is a messenger RNA of Sorghum bicolor (sorghum), 1824 nucleotides long. Its product is annotated as WAT1-related protein At3g02690, chloroplastic. Bases 108 to 1355 code for a protein of 415 amino acids. Lineage: Eukaryota; Viridiplantae; Streptophyta; Magnoliopsida; Poales; Poaceae. The transcript has 7 exons. The record is from RefSeq and is a predicted model, not a curated record. Gene Ontology annotation, cellular component: chloroplast; membrane.
GUGACACGUGGCCCUGUCUCCACCUCGCCCCGCUCAGGAAAAGCUCGCGGCCUCCCGCGUCCGGACCCGCACUCGAGGCCUCCCGCGCGGUCCCGCCUCCGGCAACGAUGCUCGCCGCCGCGCGCCCCGCGUCCGCCCACCUCCUCCUACUCGUCCCACUCCCUUCUCCUCCCCGCCUUUCGCGUCCCGCCCCCACCCGCAGGCUCUACGCCCUCGCCCCUGCCCGCCGCCCUGCGGCCGUGCGCGCGCGCCGCGAAUCCUCUCCUCCCGCCGCGCCCGCCCCGGCCGACUCGCUCGACUGCGUCGGCACUGGCUCGGAUGUCGAGUGCUUAAUCGACGCCGGCGCCAAAGACGCCGCUAGUCCCCUCCUCCCCGCGCGCUCCCCAGCCGCCCCAGGCGCGUCCAAGGACGAUGGGAAGAAGAGCGAGGGCGACGCGGCGGCGGUCUCGGCUUCCCUCCUCUGGGAGUGGGCAUCCCUGGUGUCGCCCUUCUUCUUCUGGGGCACGGCUAUGGUCGCCAUGAAGGGGGUCAUCCCCCGCACGGGCCCCUUCUUCGUCGCCGCGCUGCGCCUGCUCCCGGCGGGCGCGCUGCUCGUCGCCUUCGCCGCCGCGCGCGGCAGGAAGCAGCCCGCCGGCUGGGAGGCCUGGCUCGCCAUCGCCGCGUUCGGACUCAUCGACGCCGCCUGCUUCCAGGGCUUUCUCGCGGAGGGAUUGCAGAAGACGUCGGCUGGGCUCGGGAGUGUCAUCAUUGACUCGCAGCCAUUGACGGUUGCUAUCCUUGCGUCACUGCUCUUUGGAGAGUCGAUUGGCGCCGUAGGAGUUGGAGGGCUCGUGCUGGGUGUCGUGGGGCUCUUGCUUCUAGAGGUUCCAGCACUGUCAAUUGAAGGAAAUGACACAACAAUCUGGGGAAGUGGGGAAUGGUUGAUGUUCCUCUCAGCUCAAAGCAUGGCAGUUGGAACUAUCAUGGUCCGCUGGGUGUCAAAGUACUCGGAUCCAAUUAUGGCAACAGGAUGGCACAUGAUUAUAGGUGGGCUUCCUCUGCUUGUUAUAUCUGUUCUUAAUCAUGAUCCUGCUCUGAGUGGCCAUAUUCAAGAUCUUACAUUGAGCGACAUAUUAGCACUUGGCUAUACAUCUAUAUUUGGCAGUGCUGUCAGCUACGGUGUAUAUUUCUACAAUGCUACUAGGGGUAGCUUAACCACACUUAGUUCUCUCACUUUCUUGACCCCCAUGUUUGCAUCCGUUUUCGGGUACCUCUACCUGGGUGAGACCUUCUCACCAGUACAGCUUGGUGGUGCGCUUCUCACACUGGUUGCCAUCUACAUGGUCAACUACAAAAGCAUUAUAGGUGAGAAAUAAGAGGCUAUCACAUACCUGUGUGGUUUCUAUCCCAUAAGGGUGGUUGGGUGCUGCAUGCAGCACCUAUUCCCACUUAUUGGGUUCAGGAAUCUGAAGAUUAAGGACAAUCGGAAGACUCGGGCAAAUUAUCGGAUUGGAGAGAGAUGUGCUCUGUUUCAGGUCUACAAUGAAAAUGCAGUAUAAAGUGACACAAAACCAAACAGGUUCCAUCAGUUCCUUCGACAUUACUAUUAGAUUUCCUGGUUAUGUCAUCGCAUGCUUCUAGGUUAGCCAGCAGCCUUUUUCUCUGUUAUGUGGAGCUGAGAAAAAAAUUAUAAUUUAUAGGAUGCUUCCACAUUGUAGUUGAUAUGCAUUAUCAGAUAGGGAGCAUUGUGCAGUGAUCAGAGCAUGGAAAUAGUUGGAAGGAAGGCUCAUUUGUAUAUAUGAAUUCGCUCCAUUUUCAAAUAUAUGCUAGAAUUUUUGUGUGUCA